AUGGCGCAUUUUCGUGCCUUCUGCAAGGGUCUAAGCCUUAACGGCCUUAAAAAAAACCUGAUCAAAGAAAAAUCAGACGCGGUCAAGCUUUACCACCACGAAACGCCCCGCCUGACCCUCGGCCAAAGAUGCCGUCAUUGCCGCAUAAACUGCGUCCUUCGUAUGAGAAAAUGCUGUUCUUUACCCCAAAACUCCCGAUUUCGGCGAUUCCUCUACAAGCUGAAACACGACGGCUCCUUCGAAAACUACAUCAUGAAGAGCAUUCUAGGCUUCAUCGGCGGGUUCAUCCUAACUUACAUCUUUUUCAUGUUCUUCGUCGUCCAACUCAACUUCAAACUUUCAACGGCCACAAUGAUGUGCUCAAUUUUCGGUAGCGUGCUAAUGCUAGGCCUCGCUUUUAGCCGCUACAUCAGAUGCGUUGUAUUCCUUACUCUGCCACAGUUUUUCUCGAAAAGGGGGCGACAGGCGCUGUUAGCCUACGCUUUCAUUCUGGCGAUAACUGGGCCAGCGAAGAACACGCUGAAUAAUAUGGGGAUUCUGAGCGAAAGUAUGGCUUGCGGACAGGAGCAGCUCAAAUCAGCGGUCAGACAAAUUAUCGACGUGAUUAAGAAGCCGUUUUAUGCCAUCAGAGAUGCAAUUAAGUCGGUGGUAAAAACGAUUAAAGUUAUUAUCAAAAAGAUCAAGGAAAUACUGCUCAAAAUCAAGAAAAUCAUAAUGGCCAUUUUACGUGUGAUUAAGGCAGCGUUCCAGUUCCUCGGCAAGAUUCUAAACGUAUGCAACAAGGAGCUUGGCACUCCUUUCCAGCGCUGCGCUCGCGUCUUUGACAACGCGAUUCAAGACUGCAACGCCAAGCUCGGCCCCUGGUUCAACUGGCUCUGCUCUAUAGCCUAUCUCGUCAAAUCCGUCUGCUACAUAGUGAAAAUCUUUGAUUACGUCUGCAUGUUGGUUGAUUUCAUUAGCAACUCGGUCAUUGGAGUUGUCAUAAGGAAGGUGAAAGGUUUUAUUCGCCACGUUCGCACCAUGUUUUACGUCCGCAUAAAGUUCUCUCAUUCGUUCCACUUCCAAACGAACUCCUCCAAAUCCUAUUCGGAAGUGGCGGAAGGUAUCGUGGGGGAGAUUAAAGAGAGGACGCAAGCGCUGGCGAUGUUUUUUGAUUUUGUUAGCCUUCUCACGAGUUUCUUUUUUGUUUUUUUGCUAGUAAAAGUACUGCACUACCGGUUUAGAUUUCUGACAAGCGAGCGGUUUGAUAAUAAGUACAUAACGAGAGAUUUUCGGGAAAUUGAUCUACAAAGAGCUAAGUUGGGACGCGAAACGGUACUACCACUUAAUAACAGAGAACGCACCAUGUACAUUACUAUUAGUUCCUGCAGGCUUGUUAAGACUGAAAAACGCAAAUUGAGCCAAAGUGCGGUGGUUCUGUUUGUCGCAACUUUGAAACUUUGUGCUCAUAUGCUAGUCGAUUAUUCCCUUUUUUGGGUACUGAAUUUGAUCCGGUACCAUGGCCGGUUCCAGUCAAAAGUCACAGCCCCAAAUCUGCCCUCGGUCCGAAUAGAGGGCAAAGGUUUGUUAGCUGACCUUCUCAGAAGCAUAGUCAAAGCAUUUAAGCCACUGGGAAUCGAACUAGAAAUCGACACAGUACCAUGUCUUCCCAACCCAAUCCCUCCUGAUUACGACCGCUACGUCCAAAUCGGCUCCCUUCUAAUCCUUUGUUGGUUCUUGGCAAUCCUGGAACCUUACGGUCUCCGUCUAAGACACUGGAUCAUGUGCUACUAUCACCCAGUGAGGGCCAAGCAGCGGGCUGUUUGGCUCUUUAAUCACAUCAUGCGGUCUAGACUCAGUUUUCUAAAGUUUGCUCGCCGGCAGUUACGAAGGAAUGUUUUGGGCCAAAAAGGACUAACCAAGAUUACAUUCAAAGAGUUUCUGAGGGCCAAAUUGAGGUGUAGGAUAUUCCGACUUUGUUUAGGUCCCGAUAAACAGGAUGCUUGCCUUCUCUGUGGCGAGGUUUUCAGAGAGUCGGAUGAAAUUAAACCGAUCAAAUGUGCGACUCCUGGUUGCCCAGGCAUUUACUGUAAGCAGUGUUUCGACGAUCUGGAAAAUCUCUGUACCGUGUGCUUGUCUCCAAUUGAUUAUGGUGACCUUUCCGAUAUCAGCGAGGAACUAGGUUCAAAUGAUGACGAUUUUGACGAUAAAAAACCGCCGAAAUCUGAUGACGACGAUCCGGAGAAAAUACAGUUACUCCAUAAAAAUGACGAUUCCGGUAAUAGCAGUGAGGACAGUCAGCAUUCUUACACUUAUCAGUACGAGAAAAAACCAUCAGAGGUGCAUGAAAGGGAGUGGUCUAAAACUUCAUUUAGGGAUGUGGAAGGGCAGAAGAAAAGGGAUUAUGCAAGUAUGGACGAUUUUCGAGAAAACUCAAGAACAAGUGAUACGAAUUUUCGACUAAAGAAAACGUUAACGACCACGAAUUUAUUUAAAAAUGACACGAUUGAGAAAGGGCACGAGUCUUCCCCUGAUACAGAAGAUAAAAAUACUGAUUCAGCUUAAGAGGAAAAAAUGAUUA
This is a messenger RNA of Tribolium castaneum (red flour beetle), 2560 nucleotides long. Its product is annotated as DC-STAMP domain-containing protein 2. Gene Ontology annotation, cellular component: membrane. The transcript has 8 exons. NCBI's taxonomy places the organism in Eukaryota, Metazoa, Arthropoda, Insecta, Coleoptera, Tenebrionidae. The record is from RefSeq and is a predicted model, not a curated record. The coding region runs from base 1 to 2544 and encodes 847 amino acids.